AUGCCGAUGAAGACGACCAGGAAGGAGCUCCGGUGGCAGUCGAGUAAAAUUUCUGCUGCUUCUCCCUCCCGUUUGUUCAUUUCAUCUCCCCCCUCUCUCUCUAGGGUUCUCUCUACCCUCUCGCAUUCCACCCGCAGGCGCUCCUCCAUAUUUUCAUCGGGAUUUUGCACGUUGAGGGUUGGAGGAAGGAUAUGUGGGAUUCAAGAAGGGGGCCGGGGGAGAAGGGGAUGGGGGAGCGUAGAAACCAGGCCAAGGGUUCUAUCUCUCAUCUCGCAUCCACCAACGAUUCCUGGAUCUCAUCGAGGGUUGGAGAAAGCAUCUGCAGGAUUGAAGCGGAGAGGAAGGGAUGAGGGUGGAAGCGCAGAAACCAGGCCAAGAGGUCAUGGGUGUGCAAUUUCGGAAUCCGGCGAGGGAUCCGUUGGUCCCGAUGGAGGGGAAAUGAAAGGUGCAUACUGGAUCAGAGUCCAGGGUAAAGAGACUCAGUCAACAGUGCAGUGUUCGGGUAGUUCGAGUCUCCAAUGGUGCGCAAGUCAUGGUGACCAUUGUAACACAUCUCCAAUGGUAAGCAUGUUUUGGUUGGGAGUUUUGGGUGCAGUUAGCCACGGAAGGGGUUCUACCAAUGAGAUUUUGUGGGCCAUUGUUCUGCCAAGCUUGCUGAUUAUUCUAUUUCAGUAAAGAUGAGGUUAUUCGUGAGUCUACUGCCAAGCUGCCAGCAGGAUGUAGCUCUGUGUAUCAGGUACGGAUACUCAACUUCAGAUUUUUUUUUUUUUUUUUGCAAAACUAAGUUGUAUGGUUUGUGUUUUGCAUACAAUCAAGCCUGCCAUCGUCUCACAAGGCUUCAUACUGGUGCUAGCAAUACUCGGUUUUGUUAGUCAAUUGUGAAUUAGCAAGCUAUACUUGCUCCAAUCCCUAUGAUGUCCGAUCAAGUACCCUAUUUUUAUUAGAACCUGAUGUGAUUAGCAAGUAAUCUCUAUUAUUCAGAAAGAACCAAUAAAAACUGAAACAAUUUGUACAAUGUAUAUGCUUCCAUUGCUCUCCUUAGUAGUAGAUAAUAUGAUAAUUUACUGACAGCCUAUUAUAAUAUAUUUGUAUGUCUGCAUUUAUAUUCUCUGACAGUCUAACAUGUAAUAUAGCCAAUGAUUUUUUAAUUGCU
Molecule: messenger RNA, 1153 nt
Organism: Panicum virgatum (switchgrass)
Lineage: Eukaryota; Viridiplantae; Streptophyta; Magnoliopsida; Poales; Poaceae
Exons: 8
Coding region: 1-675 (224 amino acids)
Source: RefSeq, a predicted model, not a curated record